ACAAAGUGGGCUGCAAUGAAUGUCUGUGGAAAACAGCUUUUAGUGAAACAUUUCUAUACAAGUACAGUAUCACAAAAGAACAUUUUUAAUGAUUUUAAAAUAAGUUUUAAAUGAACACAAAAUGCAAUGUAAAUGCAUGCACAACUAAUAACUAAUAUCAUCACGCUAUAAAGGGUUGGCCUGCGCUGGGUGCGCCCCUCCCCCUAUAACUGUUCUGUCUCCUGGCGGAGCUCAUUUGUAUGAACACGCAUAGGAAAAAAGAACGAUAGAAAGAACGGCUCCUCUCCAGUCGCGACUCGGCUCCCAUCGUUCAUGUUUAUGAGCCGUUCAAAAGAAUCGGUUCGUUCGCGAACGUCACAACUCUAAUGCUAACAACAAUGGAGGAGAGGUUAAUAGCAGCGGUGUCCGACUAUCCCGAGUUAUACAAUUCUACAAUAAAUUCAUACAAAGACGUUGCUAGAAAAGCCAAAGCAUGGAGAGCCGUGAGUCUGCAAGUGGAAAUUCCUGAAGAGGACUGUCGCAGGAGAUGGAAGAGUCUGCGGGACAUGUUCAUCAAAGACAAGCGUGCAGAGCAGCGCCGGCGAGCCUCGGGAACGUCCCAUCGCAGCUGGAAGUACAGCUGGCAGAUGUCAUUCCUGACGCCCUUCAUCCAGUCCCGAUCGCUGGCCAGCGACGAGCCCGAGGAGGACCGAGACGAAGAGGACAAGGAGGACGAGAGCCCGGCGGACGGGAACUCUGCGUUCGGCGUACAAGACUUUGAGGGCGAUCACGGGAUGCUGGACACAUCCUCACACUACUCCGCGUCGGGAUCGCAGGGUUCGGGACGCAAGAGGAAGUGGCAGAUGGAGGCCAACGAGGACUUGGAGGACGAGAUGUUCUUGUUUAGUUUACUGCCGUAUCUCAGACGGCUUCCUUACGCCAAGAAGAGCGCCGUCAAAUUAAAAAUUCACCAGCUGUUGUAUGAGGCCGAGUUUAAGUGAUGUUCUAUAGUUUCUUAAUAUUUUUCUAUCGUUUAUUGAAAAUCUAUCCAGUGCAUUUUUUUAACAUUCAUAACAUAUUGUGUCGAUGCCGGUAGAUGUUUGUUUCAUCUGAGAUCAGUGAUUAAACAGACAUGUGCACUAUGA
This is a messenger RNA of Carassius gibelio (silver crucian carp), 1124 nucleotides long. RefSeq lists its product as uncharacterized. Gene Ontology annotation, cellular component: nucleus; transcription regulator complex. The coding region runs from base 366 to 980 and encodes 204 amino acids. Gene Ontology annotation, molecular function: DNA binding. Lineage: Eukaryota; Metazoa; Chordata; Actinopteri; Cypriniformes; Cyprinidae. Gene Ontology annotation, biological process: regulation of transcription by RNA polymerase II. The record is from RefSeq and is a predicted model, not a curated record. The transcript has 2 exons.